Trichomonas vaginalis G3 is the source of this 1336-nucleotide messenger RNA. RefSeq names its product organellar and viral DNA polymerase type B. NCBI's taxonomy places the organism in Eukaryota, Parabasalia, Trichomonadida, Trichomonadidae. Gene Ontology annotation, molecular function: DNA binding; nucleotide binding; DNA-directed DNA polymerase activity. The record is from RefSeq and is a predicted model, not a curated record. The annotation marks the transcript as partial. The transcript has a single exon. Gene Ontology annotation, biological process: DNA replication.
AUGAAAACAUUGUGGGAGUGCAAAUAUUUCGAACCUAUUUCUUAUGGAGAACUUUUCACAUAUACUACUGACUUAUAUAAACAGAACCUUGCACCAUUUAAAGACUUGUCAUAUGCUCCAAAGUAUUGUGUACAACUGAAGAAGAAAGCCGAGUCAAAAGAAGUAAAUAAAAAUAAGUGCAAGUUCAUUCCUGAGCACGUUUUCUUUGCUGACUUUGAGUGCAGUACCGAUGGCUUUCAUAAAGCUUUUAACAUAUGUUACGACAGUGAAGAUGGUUCAGUGAGUGAAAGCAUUUGGGGUCAGAACUGUGCAACAGAAUUUUUGGAACGACUUCCUGACAAGAGUUUAAUAUAUUUCCAUAACCUCAGUUAUGAUAUAAACUUCAUCUUAAGACACAUGACAGAAGUGAAAGGAAAUCCCAUCAUUAAAGGUUCACGAACAAUGCAAAUAACUGGCUUAUAUAAAGGAAGGGCAAUUAUUAUAAAAGACUCAUACACUGCUAUAAAUAAGAAGCUUAAACUAUUUCCUGCUAUGUUUAACUUACAAACAGGACCGAAAGAAGUAUUUCCAUACAACUACUACAGCAGUGUUUUGUUAGCAAAUGACAACAGAACUGGUGUCAUUUCUGAAGCAUGUAAGUUUAUCCGGGAUGCAGAUACAUUCAUGAAAAACAUAGAUUCCAUCAAAGGUUGCAGAAUAGAUGAGAACCACUUCGACUUAGAAAAGUAUAGCACAUUUUAUUGCAAUCAAGAUGUAAGAAUUUUAAGAGAAGGUUUUGUUAAGUUCCGCAAUGAUAUAUUGAAAGAAUUUGAUUUAAACGUUUAUGACUACGUUAGUAUUUGUUCAAUUGCUAACAAAUUAUUUGAGAACAGAGUGUACUUCCCGAAUGGAAAUUUAUAUGACCUCUCAAAUAAACCAAGAGAAUUUAUUUCACGCUGUAUUCAAGGUGGAAGAUGUAUGCUGUCAGAUAACAUUAAACAAAAGAGCGAAAAGAAACUCAUUGCUGACUUCGACGCUGUUUCAUUAUAUCCAUCAGCUAUAGCAAGACUUUAUACUUUAGAAGGUAUACCGAAAGUAUUGAAGAAAGAAAUGUUAAGCACAGAGUAUCUCAUGAGACAUUUAUUCGAUGACGACCAAAAGGAACCCAUUGGUGAAAAGUUUAUGUCUGGCUUCUUUGUUCUCAUUAAGAUAACAGAGAUUGGAAUACAUAGACACUUUCCUUUAAUAGUUUGUGACCCUGAACUAAAUCCAGAACUUAACGUUCCCAGAAGUUCAAACACUUGCUGUUUAAUGUAUGUUGACCAUAUAACAUUACAAGACCUCAUAAAAUAUCAAG